Erigeron canadensis is the source of this 1277-nucleotide messenger RNA. Its product is annotated as caffeoylshikimate esterase-like. NCBI's taxonomy places the organism in Eukaryota, Viridiplantae, Streptophyta, Magnoliopsida, Asterales, Asteraceae. The record is from RefSeq and is a predicted model, not a curated record. Gene Ontology annotation, molecular function: lipase activity. The coding region runs from base 117 to 1097 and encodes 326 amino acids. Gene Ontology annotation, cellular component: membrane. The transcript has 2 exons.
AAAAAUCAUUCUUUUUCGUUUUUGUAGUUGAAAAAAGAUUCCUACAUUUAUCUUUAGUCAAACACACACCUAACCCCAUCAUCUCCCUCACCUUUUUCCGACCACCGUCACCAACCAUGUCACCACCGCCACCGUUCUUCUGGGGCGAAACCCCAGAAGAAGAAUUCUACAAAUCACAAGGCGUUCGUCACUCAAAAUCCUUCUUCCAAACUCCAUACGACACCAAAAUCUUGACUCAAUCAUGGCACCCAUCCGACGAAAACCAGCCCCUAAAAGGCGUGGCGUUCAUGACCCAUGGAUACGGAUCUGACUCCAGCUGGUGCUUCCAAAAGAUCUGUAUCGCGUAUGCUCAGUGGGGUUAUGCUGUUUUUGCUGCCGACCUUAUUGGUCAUGGCAGCUCAGAAGGUCUUCACGGUUAUAUUGGUGACAUGGAUAAGGCGGCUGCCACGUCAUUAUCGUACUUUGUCAGUGUUCGUCGCAGCGAGCAGUAUCGUGAUCUCCCGGCCUUUCUUUUUGGGGAAUCAAUGGGUGGGUUGAUCACGUUUCUGAUGUAUUUACAAUCCGAUCCUGACACGUGGACCGGAUUGAUAUUUUCGUCCCCGCUUUUUGUUAUCCCUGAGGGAAUGAUCCCUUCUAAGUUGCAUUUGACAAUGUACGGACUAUUGUUUGGAAUGGCGGAUACAUGGGCAGCAAUGCCAGAUCCUAAGAUGGUGGGAAAGGCGAUUAAGGAUAUGGAGAAAUUAAAGAUAAUAGCCGUGAACCCAAAGCGAUAUGCUGGGAAGCCGAGGGUGGGGACAAUGAGAGAGGUUGUUAGAGCGACAAGUUAUGCACAAAAGAACUUUGACAAGGUUAAUGUUCCAUUUUUUGUUGCUCACGGUACAUCGGAUGGAUUGGCUUGUCACACUGGGUCGGAGACGUUGUAUGAGAAGGCCGCAACUGCAAAGGAAGACAAAAUGUUGAAGUUGUAUGAAGGAAUGUACCAUUCGUUGAUUCAAGGGGAGCCCGAUGAUUCUGUUGUGCUUGUGUUGGCUGAUAUGAAAGCUUGGAUUGAUGAGAAAGCGCAAAAGUUUGGUCCUAAAUGUGAUGGUAACGAAUGACUUUGUCCCAGAUUAUAUCUCAAAAUUUUGUAAGUGUGUGAUUCAUCUGAUGGUGCUUAAGAACAGAGCGUAUGAGCGUUAUUUGUCACUGAUUAUCAUUUUGUAUUUGAUACGCUUGAUCUUAAUAUGGUAUUUUGGUAUCAAGAAAUUUAGGGAAUGAAGAAUUUGAAGUUCCAAUAA